CCUUUACUCCAUUGGAUUGAGCCUCUGUCAGUCGGUUUGCCUCACGCGUAACACAGUCCGCCUCUCCGGCUCUCUGUCUGCUGAGACCGCCGUCAUAUUGGCUGCUAGAAGCAGCGGCGAUCGAGGCAGAAAAGAAGACCCCCGCUAUGACGAAGAACGGGUUUUCGCGGCACCAGAAUAAUAAUAUAUAUUUUUAAACACAUUUGAUUAGUAUUUAAUGAAUUUCUUUUAAAAUAUCGGGAUGAUACCGUCAAGUUUACGCGUACCUUCAGUGCUUUCAUCCGACACCGUGGUCCGCAAGGGGGAUGUAUGCCUGACUUCUCUUAAUAGCCAUUUUUUGCAGACAAAGAGAGCUGUUGAAUAGGGCUUUCAAACGGCACACGGGUCCGAGGGGCUCCUAUUGAUGAAAAAAGUGGGCAACAUGUGGAGCAACCUAAAGAGUAGAUGCCAGACACUCUUUCAAAACAACAGCUCAGGACCCAGUGAGAGCAGGGUGGAGGCCGAUGGCGUCCACUGUGUGGUGGAGCUUGGCCAGGGAGGCAGCUCAGGUGAGGCGGAGGCAUCAGGAUCCUCCAGCCCAUCCCGGAGCCUCCUGCCAGUGCCGAUGGUCACAGCAGGACGGCGCCAUCACAACUGUGUGUCGGACAUCCCUCAGAUAGUAGAGAUUACAAUUGACAAGGACACUGAAGAUGUGCGGGGGGGAUCGGGUGGUGUUCCCCUGGCCCGAAGAGACUCAUAUUCCCGUCAUGCUCCAUGGGGUGGCAAGAAAAAACACUCAUGUUCCACCAAAACCCAGAGCUCUCUGGAGACAGAUAGGCGGUCCGGGCGCCUGCGGGGGAGCGGGAGCCGCAGGGACCGGCGCUAUGGGGUCAGCUCCAUCCAGGAGAUGAGUGACUCUGUAUCCGGAGGACGGAGUCUGAACGCCCGCUCUCUGCGGCAGCGGCUCAGUGACACCGUCGGGCUAUGCUUACCCCUGCCCGCUCGCAGACGCCCCCGCUCAUCUAAGAACCCUGUCGCCUCCAAACGGAAGAUCCACCUGACUGAACUCAUGCUGGAGACCUGCCCCUUCCCACCGGGCUCCGACCUGGCUCACAAGUGGCACUUGAUCAAGCAGCACACAGCACCGGUCAGCCCGCAUUCCUCCACAGCCCUGCUGGAUGCCUUUGACCCAGCCCACCCAUCCCCCGAGGACGAGGAGGAACGCCUGCGCGAGCGCCGAAGACUUAGCAUCGAGGAAGGUGUGGACCCUCCACCUAAUGCACAGAUCCACACCCUGGAGGCCUCAGUGCCGGGCUCCUCUCUCUACAAACUGGGACCAAAGAUGGCUCCUUGCACCGGAGAGGCCUCUGGGGAGGGCCGGGCGUCAGGGGCUGGCAGCUCUACGAGCGCCGCAUCAUCGGGGGCCUGUGCACAGGUAUUGGGGGCUGUGGCGUCGGCCCAGGACUGUGACUCAGAGGAGGACUCCACCACCCUCUGUCUGCAAGCCAGGAGGCCCAAGCAGAGGCACGCCUCUGGGGACGGGCACCUCAGCCGGCAGCAACCCGGGCCCUGGAAGGUUCACACUCAGAUAGACUAUAUCCACUGCCUGGUGCCGGACCUGCUGCAGAUCACCGCUCUGCCCUGCUACUGGGGCGUGAUGGACCGCUACGAGGCUGAGGCGCUGCUGGACGGACGGCCAGAGGGCACCUUCCUGCUGCGAGACUCCGCCCAGGAGGACUACCUCUUCUCCGUUAGCUUCCGCCGUUACAACCGCUCCCUGCACGCCCGCAUCGAGCAGUGGAACCACAACUUCAGCUUCGACGCGCACGACCCUUGUGUUUUCCACUCUUCCACCGUCACAGGACUGCUGGAGCACUACAAGGAUCCCAGUGCCUGCAUGUUUUUCGAACCGCUGCUUACAGCGCCUCUCCAUCGGACCUUUCCCUUCGGCCUGCAGCACCUGGCACGAGCCGCCAUCUGCCGCUGGACCACUUACGAUGGUAUAGGCUCUCUGCCGCUGCCCCCUGCCCUGCAGGACUUUCUCAAGGAGUAUCACUAUAAACAGAAAGUACGAGUUCGCUGGCUGGAGAGGGAACCGCCACUCAAGGUCAAAUAGGGUGGGCUUCUCCAUUGCCUGUACACACACUGCAGGAGGAUUACAGAACUGAAGAAAUUCCUCAUCAGCCAAUGAGAGGCUCUAUUAACAUGGCUCUCUGGUGAGGGAUGGGAUUUAAAUGUAACAAGCUAUACAAGAUUCAUUCUAAUCUUUGUUUUAGUUAUUACUUACAUCACAGAAAAUACAUAUGAUUAUAUUCAGUAUAACGCUGUCUGGCAAGCACAUGUUUUUGUGUUGAACAGGUUGUUUUGACAGGGAGGGAAGGCACAAAUAUCAGUGCUUUGUGUCUUUGCUCUCCUGCUUUGUGCUAAAUGUCUGCCUGAUCCCACACCAUCACCCUGCCUGUAGACCUGCCUGCAUGCCUCCCUUACUCAUCGCAAUUUGCUAUUUAGGCCCACAUGGCUACAUUGUACAGUUCACUUUGUGAUUUCUCAAUUUUUUUUUCUUUCCUUAGCUUGUCUAAAAGCACCUAGCGGAGCACCUUCCCGACAGGGUUUUAAGGUGUGUGUGGGUUGAGAGGGCAUCUAGAGAUGUGUUUGAUUUAUUGGAGUUAGAGCUUGCCCCAUGGAUGGAGCUUCGUAAGGCACAUUCUUUGCCAUCUCUUUGCACGCAUUGAUCUUCAGCUAAGCCAGGGACAGAUUCUCAGAGGGUCCAUGAGUUCAGGACAGCACAUCAGGGAUAUGAAGUGCUUUUAAGUACUACAGAUAAGUCCUUUUGGAAAACAGUACUUCCUCCUUAGGCAGUAAAAAUAAAUGAUGAAUCCGUUAACUGUGUCCUCUGUAUUCAGCAAGCUGAACUUGUCAACUUUAUUCCCACUGUGGAGCAUUGCUUUCAAAACUAAAUAUCUUCUCCCAUCAGUCCCUUUUUAAACAAUUACCAGUGUUACAGUUGUCACAUCAGUGUGUUCUUCAUUAGCCACAGAUGCUUUUCGCUCUGUGCGCACAGUUCAUUUCAUCUUUUGUGAAAUCAAGCUCUUUGACACUUGUAACGUUGUUGCUUUGAACCUUUGUUAGCGUAACGAAUACCAACUGAUCUUCGCAGGAAUUGAAAGCACGUGUGAUGAGCUGUAAGUGAGACAAAGAGAUGGAAAGGGUUGAUUUGAAAACAUGGAUGAACUGAUCUGCUCAGGCUCGCCUGGAAUACGCUGUCUCAUGAGAGGACACCAUAUUGUCAUAACCUGCGGAGAACUUAACAAGAAUCUGCUUGUUGAAAUUGUUAACUCCCACGAUUUGGUUGUUUUACAUUUUCCUCCUUAAUUUAUAUUUUGUGUAUGAAACCAUGUGAAAUAGUGUUUUUAUGAAGAGCAGUGCAUCCCUAACAGGAAAGAGGUGCUGUAGCCUUUAGGACUUAAUGUCCCCUACUUUACAACCUUAAUAAUAUAUAAGGUUUAGACACUAACAAAUCCCCUCGAUGCCCAAUGGCAUUUUAGUCAUAGCUAUAGCACUAAAGGCUAUCACUGACUCUGGAGAGGUUGGCAUUACUCCUCGAGCUUUAGUUACGUAAUCUGAAUGAUUUUAGUUGUUACUUGGGACAAAAACACUGCUGCUGGCAAUUUCCGUUUGGUUCUCAUUUGGAGGAGAGAAUAAGUGUACCCUAUGUGCCUUUUUGAGAACCCUUUAUCUUAUUCCAUAAUCAGUUGCUUUGCAGUCCAACCUGCAACAGGAGGGACUGAAGAGAACAACGAUGAAAAGGUGCAUGAGCUCCAAGCUCACUAACUUAUGGUGCACGUUAAAGUUUUUGAUAACAUUUCAGCGGUGCUAUGUUGGAUAAGCUAUGACGGAUUAUUGAAUCGAUAACUUGUACAUUAGUUUAAUGUGUUUUCACUCGCUAAUGCAUGCAUUAUUCUCCCAGUCAGGGUAGUAUUAGGUUGUUAGUGGGUCCAAUGCCAGCCCUAAUGUAGCAUAUUGAAAGAUAUUAUUGAUGCUGUAAUCUGCAACACCUGGACAUACAGAUCAGAAAAGUUUUGUUCCAACCUCUUAUGAAAGUGCCCAAUUAAGCAGUCAGGAAUUAGAUAUAAACUAAUUAUUGAGAAAUAGUGUUUUUAACUCUUGUAAUAGCAGUACACAUCACUUAGGCUAAAAACAAACUGAAUAAGUCUACCUUUUAGGAUUUUGCACAUGACUUUGGGUGAAAACCAGCAGAGUAAUAAUAAUUACCAUAAUGCCACAAGGUGAUGUGUAUAAACUACAAUAUUAAAGCUCAAACGCACAUAGAAAUCGGUUCUCAAACUAAUUCAUUUUUUAGUUUGUGUGUGUAUCAGCCCAUGUUUUAAAGAAUUGUAGUUCUCAUCAGUGAGGAUGAAUCACGAACAAAUGUUUCCCAUGGAUAUCUGAGCCUGUGACCAAAGCUCUUGCCACACAGCUAUGUGUAAUAACUUGUUGUAUUUCAAACCAGUGAAAGCUAGCUCAACUCUACAGUAUGUUCGACAGCUUUGAUUUAUUCAGAACCUGGCCCUUUCGAGCCCACACCUACACACAGAAAGGAAGACCGAAAAAGAAAAACCUCCGCCAAACCAUUAAGGUGUUUUCACUCGUUAAUCAGGCAGGAAACGAGACACUUUUAUGCAGGUGCUAAAAGAUAAUUGCUGCAGUUUAACAUUUCUCAUAUCUCCCUAACCCAUCUGAAUGUUCUCUGCUGCAUUGUGAACAUUUCUUCACAUAAAAGUCCCAAUCAUUUUCCGUUGCCCCGCACUUUGUUCUCAGAAAGCUUGAAUAUGGCCUGUGUGUAUGUGUUAGGAGUGGCAGGAGUGUGUGUUGAGCAGAGGAGGGGAAUAAGGUUGACAUUUGCUUGUAUGUGCACUUUCUGGAUUUUUUUUUUAUAUAGCAUCCACACUGUCGAGUAGAAGAAAUGAAAACCCUCACACAUUAGCUCACUGUCACCUGCCCAUCAUGCUACUGAAAAGCAAUAACAUCCUUUAAAGUGACCCGCCCCACUCGCAGGCACUAAUCACAGGCUCAUUUUACCACGUUAAAUUCACCGGGUACUAAAAGGGCCACUCUGUGUUGCCUUAUGGCUGCUGCGUGGCGGAGGGAGGCCUUUUUUUAUUUUGAUUAUUCUAUCCAACUGCUCCCCCUCCAUCGCUGCUGAUGUGGAGGGGGUGUAGAGGGAACUAAGACGUGUUAGUCCCACCCUCUACUCUCUAUCAGACCCCAUGUUAAAAUUAAGGAGGCCGAAAGAUGGCUUCCUGUCGUGGCUCACGGUGAAGGCUAGGGAUUCACUGAAGUAAAUAGCACUUUAAUCGUGUAUUUGUGUUCUACAGUGCAGUCUGGAAACGUGCGGACGUUGACAAGAUUUCAUUGCAUUUGCUCUUUACUCCGGCAUAUUGGACCUAAAAUAAAAAGGUUGUCUUUAGUGACAACUUUUUCUCAUCUAUAUUGGUGUAUAAAUGUUCCUUUUUCAGAGACUUAUCAAACUUCAUCAUAUUUAGUGUUUCUCUGCUAUGGUGGUGUUCUGCCAAUUAGGACUGAAAUAUUAUUUUAGCUGUUAUUGGAUUAAUGCAUCCAAGAUUAUUUUAAGCCAUGAAUUCUUCACCAAUAUGCUGCACUAAAGAGCCAGAACUGAAACUUUCUCACCGUCCACAUCUCUCAUGGACAGCACUGUCCGUGUUUUAGCUGAAAUGGCGAGACUUGUGUGAGUGUUAAGCAAGGAGCCGGUGGUCCUGAGAUAUUUCACUUUAUAUUCAGGCUUUGUGGCGACAGUGUUCUUCACCAUGCUGCAGACUCGGUGUUGUGUGGGAGUGUAUCAGUGUAACGGACAGAGCCACACGGAGGGUCCAGUGGAGGGAGGACGCAGAGUGGACUGUGAGGGGUGAUGACAGUGACUCCUAUGAACAAUGCCUCUCUGCUCUGCUCCCAAACACCCCCCCCAACCCCUUUAUUCUCAGGCAGGCCCAUUGCAAGGAGAGUCCCAGGACCCUCUCAACCCAGUUUUCCCCAUGGGAAAUAUCUGAAAUGAACCGUAGCACAUGUUUGCCAUAUAACCCGUAGAUUUAGCAGGAGAAAAAAACCCAUUGUAUGUAUGAUGAAUGAUGGAGUAAUCUAAUAGGUUGGAGAGACGUUUUAAUCUUCUGUGGUGCAUUAACUGUCUGGAACACAAAAUAUUUGCACACACUAUCACUUCCUCUGACACCUGCACCACCCCAGGUAUAGAGUGCUGUAGGGAGGACGUUUUCUGUUAGCCAAACCCGGAAGCAUCACAGGCUCCCUCGACAAAAAGCAAUGACAUACACACGUUUAUGAUACUUGCACGCUUUGUUCAGCAGGUUAAUCUCUACAUAUGAACAAGACUUGUUUUGUAUUUGAAGUAUACAUUCAAUCCCAAUAAUUAAAUAGCUGGCCUAAGGCUAUAAAGACACUAUGGCUGGAUAUUUGAGCGUGUCACCACCGCUAAGCUUGUGUUCACAAGUGGGCUCUUUUCUGACGUAUUUCACUGACGCCAUCGAACACAGCGUGCAAAUCUCUUAAACUUGUAUUAACUACAGACUUGUUUGAGGUGAGGGAAUCCGAACGUGCUGAAAUGCUAACCCAUUUCCGGGUUUGAGGACAAAAUCCUGCACCACUCUAUCCACACCCUCCCACCACCCAACCCCCUAAAGCCAGAGAUGUGUAAAACAUGGACCACAUUUAGCCAGCACCACCUUUCUGUGUUACUCCCCCCCCCCCCCACCACCACCACCCCAAAAAGGGAGAGCAAAGAUAGGUGUUUACGUGUAUAUUCUGUGUUCUUGAAGAAAAAAGAUAAGAUGCCGUGAACUAUUUCGACCUUAUAUUGUCAUUAGUAUGACACUAUUUAGCUGCACUAUGCGAGCCUCGAUUGUGGCGAGAAACCACUGGGUCUGGAUUUGAGACGCUAGCUGUCCCACUAAACUACAGCAACACCCCCCCGCAUGAAGGACUCCUUACCAACCCACCCCCCACCACCACCUCGGUACGACUCAUGGUUUCAGCUCUUAGAGGACAAACAAAAAAAGGAAGAUAUUUUAAACAUUUGUUCUUUCAUGUUCCCAUAUAUAUUUUAGAAAGCUGGGUUAAGUGCUAUAUGCAAACAGAAAAAAGAUGUAUGAAAGAACUAUUAUUUUUCAUUAUUACUUCUCCCUAAUAUGCAAUGGAGUGUAGUGUAACAAUGGUUGCAAUCCUCUGUCACUUUAAUGCUGUACGUGCACAUUGGUUGCUGUGUGGAUGUGGGUGCCGAGGCAACAGGACUUGACAAUGAUGGGAACUAAUGGUUGUCACUCCGCAACACCGCCGUGUUCCCAGACUGCCUUAUUCGUUCUGACCAAUCACAAGGGCCCUCCUUUAAAGUCCCGGGCCGCAGCCACUGCCACAGGCCGAGCAGGCUGUCGUCAGACGAAUAUCGCCGUUCCAUUCUUUUUCUUCUGCUUUUCCUCGCUUUCUUUUCUUUCCUUUAUUUCUUUUUUUCUGCUGUCAGGUAGGAUUUGGAGCGUGUAAAUGGCAUAAUCAUGUUUCACAUUUCACUGUCUGUUCCGUGUAUCUGCUUCACCAUUCAAAGAGAAAAAAAUACAGUUGUUUUCCAGUAUAACCUGUUCAUUUUAAAGAGCCGUAUGAUGCGACACUUGUAGCUGUCACUCUUGGUGCUUGGCUUACGCUUCAUUGUCUUAAUAUUCCAAAUAAAACUGUUAAGUGUAAUCCACACUGGCCCAUGAUAUAA
Molecule: messenger RNA, 7762 nt
Organism: Eleginops maclovinus (Patagonian blennie)
Lineage: Eukaryota; Metazoa; Chordata; Actinopteri; Perciformes; Eleginopidae
Gene: socs5b
Product: suppressor of cytokine signaling 5b
Exons: 2
Coding region: 404-2095 (563 amino acids)
Biological process (GO): phosphatidylinositol phosphate biosynthetic process; intracellular signal transduction
Cellular component (GO): phosphatidylinositol 3-kinase complex
Molecular function (GO): 1-phosphatidylinositol-3-kinase regulator activity
Source: RefSeq, a predicted model, not a curated record